Lachancea thermotolerans CBS 6340 is the source of this 198-nucleotide messenger RNA. RefSeq names its product KLTH0C09724p. Bases 1 to 198 code for a protein of 65 amino acids. The record is from RefSeq and is a predicted model, not a curated record. The transcript has a single exon. NCBI's taxonomy places the organism in Eukaryota, Fungi, Ascomycota, Saccharomycetes, Saccharomycetales, Saccharomycetaceae.
AUGGUCGACGAAAAGAAGCCAAGUACAAUUCGGCGGUUGGUUGCCGUUGUUGUAUCAAUCGGGGUUAUAAAUAUUCUCAUCGACGGUUGCAAGUUUAUUCUGAAGCGCGCUUUGUCACCCGUCACCAACGCGGUGUAUGGGAACCCGGACCCAUACUCUGCGCUUUUCAAGUCAAACAACUCUCUUUUCCUUCUCUAA